CAAACGAGGGCAACGUCUCGGCAACAGAGCCAUCUCGGACCUUGAGGAGUCGAGGCCGCCGCCGAGUACUCCAUUUCCGCAUUUCGUAACAUCGCUCUGUUGUUGUUAUUGUUGUUGUUGUUAUUGUUAUUAUUGUUGCCGUUGUUGUUGCUACCUGUCAUUCUGUUGUCACACUUUGGCGCACGUUGCGCGCAGUUCCUGCUAACGGAUCUUCAGAUACGAGCGGCAACGCACGGGCUUUGUUGUUCAUGUAAUUGAAGGCGGCUCGGACAACUAAUAUUGAUACGAUGACGACGAGAGGAGCUAUAUGUCUGCUCCUGUCGAUUUCGACAUUAGGAGGGUCGCUGGGUAGCACGAGGUACUUCGUGAAAAUGCGAACGAACGCGUCCGACAUGUUCAAAACGAAGGUGGACAAUUUCAGAAUUCUUCAGGAUCCGAUAGCGAUCACGCCGAAUCCUCUGUACGAUAACUCUGCGGGGACUGAGCAUCAAGUCGACGACGGGAGGAUGACCAAAGAGAUAUCGAGCGAUCAGUACAAUCGAAGAAAUUCCUUCGUCGAAUCUUCGACCUUUAAUCCGGACGCGCUCAACAAGUUUCUCGAGGAAUACGCAAACAAAGUUAAGAGCACCACCGAGAGGAAUUUCAAGUAUCCCUUCAGAAUCGUGAAACCACCCGCGGAACCUCUCGUUCUUGAAAUCGACAGCGAGACCACGACCGUCCGUCAGGACGAGACAUUUGAUCAGAUCUCAAAUGCUACUUCGACGGAUGAUGCGUUAGGCGAGACGUUAAACGAUACCUUGAAGAGAAACAAAUAUUACGGUACAAACACUUAUGAAGACAGAAACGGCUGGGUGACGUUGGAAGCAAUUCCGUGGUCUAAGAGCAAAAUUUCUAAGUGGCAGGCCAAUCCCAGCACGCAACGACCUUGGCCAGAGAUAAAGCCAUGGGAUAAACCGAGCAUGAAACCAUGGGCCAGCGAUUUUACCAUCAGACCCACUUAUGAAAACAACAAACCGUGGUACGACAAGCCAAAACCCAAUUGGUCCGACAACGAGAAGCCGUGGCAGAAACCAAGUUCACGCCCUCCCUAUCGCCCUGAUGAGGCGUCUAAUCAGGCGCAGAAAUGGCCGCCGGAGAAACCGUGGAACAAGUACGAUCUUCAACGUCCCAGCAGUGAUAUCAUCACGGACGACAGACCGGCCAACUUCCCCAGCUCAUGGUCCAGACCGCAGUCUUCCUUGUAUCAGUUUAUCGAUAGAUAUUCGGAGAAGGACCAAUCGGGGGACGGAAGUAAUUGGCAUGAUUACCCGUCCAGAUACGAACAGGAUCGACCACGGCCCACUCUGAUCACCGAGAGACCGAAUUUCUCGCAUUAUCAGUACGUGAACAAUCAUCCACCGAGUCAUCCGGCGAGCGGUGACGGCCAGUGGGUUCUUCUAUCGACGAACCGGGGAUAUUCCAAGUCGAGACAGAGAUCAAUCAAGAUCGAUGCGAUAAACGCAGCGGAGCCGUUCAAAGAGAUCAAUUUGACGGAUCACGGAAAUAAGGAUAGACAAGAUGAAGAACCUCCAAUAGCCGUGAUGACAUCGAAACGCCAGGUCAGAUUGACGGUGUUGCCAUCGAUCAACGGCACGAACACGACGACGUCCCACGGAGGUCUUCUGGAAGUCGAGAAGACAUUCAAGAGCGUCGAGCAGAGCCGCAAGGAGUACGAGAUGGAGAAGUUGUCGGCCGCACCGAACAUCCCGAAUAUUCCGCAUAUCUCGAACAUCAUAAACAAAAGACCAAUCAGGCACACAACUCUGACAAGCGCGAAACCGUCGAGUUCGGCCGUUCUAGCAGCCGUCGGAGCAGGUAUGCUGCCGGCGACAAUGGCGAUGAUGAUACCGAUGAUGCUGGGUCGUCGAAAGAGAGAUCUGAGACUGAUGGAACGCACGCUGAACAACAAUCUCGAAGUCAAUCUGCCUAAGUUCACGAGGGAGUAUAAUGUUCAACUAAGGAGACCAGUAGGACCGUAGGAAUUAAGAUAGCAGAAUUCGUUCCGAGACUCAUUAGGAUGGCGAACGGCAGAGGGAACGUAGCGCACGAUACGUGCGAAUUACGUUAGUAGGACGCAAAGUCCAGAAACGGAAAUUUGUUUCGCGUCAACUACCCGUCUGUUCUGCGUCAUUAAAUUCAACGGACAAAACGGUACAUUAUAUGACAUGGCAGUACUAUUGGCACAUUUAUACUCCGUACUUUUAGACAAAACGUAUUUCCCAAGUCUAUCUAAAAUUAUUUAAUUGCCCAGGACGAAAAAGACGAAAUUUAAAUUUCAAUCACAUUGGGUCUUGAAGUCAAACGACUUACAUUCCGUAAACCAUUUUUCAAGACAUUGCGUUAUAUUAAUCAAUGAGACUAUAGCUAGCGUAUUAAUACUGAAUGUUCUUCUGAAUAAUCAAUACCCUCGUACAAACGAGUACAUAAGCACGAUCGGUUUAGAAACAACCACAUGUUGCUGUUCCAGUAGUCAAGUAAAGUUGAAGAAAAAAGAGAGAGAAAGUUAGAGGUAAAAAGUUCAUCAUAAUCGCGCCAAAAAAAAAUUUCCUUACCGCUUUGGAUUACCGCAUUUAAAUUGUCGUUGACAUAGCGUUUCGAUUGUGUAAAAGGAAACGUAAUACGUUCCGACUUUUAUCGCCAUCCACAUGACUACUUAUACUCUAUAUUUUACGCUUGACCGACCAUUGUCGACGAAUGUAAAUUUAUUCCGAUUCGUUCUGCGAUGUGACAAACACUUUAUACGUAAUUACGUAAUCGUUCAUAAAUUGUUGAAUUUGUUUGUUUAAAGCAGCUUUUUAUUUAGCAUUUCAAAGCAUUCUUUUAAGCUUUUUUUUCCAUGCGUUCCAACAUUGAAGCAUUUUAGAUUGUUCGGGUUUUUCUUUCACAGAUACAAUUCAAAGUAAUCGCGACAACUCUCCGCUUCAGAGAUCAAUGUUAUACGCAUUGACGCGAGAGAAACACAAGCGUUCACAUUCUCCAAUAUUUAUUUACAUAUCAGGGUAUUACAUAGAGAGUUUGCAUACUUAUCUAUUUAUUUAUUUAUUCGUUCAAUUCGUUUUAUUUAUUUAGUUAUAUAGUUAUACUUUACAGUAUAAGCUGCCCAAUAAUCGGCUCCACCAUAUGUCUUCGCUCGCCCUCCAGCGAGAGGGUAAGAGAGCAGCGUGCACAUGCCAAACAAUUGUAGAGAGAUUAAAAAGCGACUUUCAAUAAAGAUCCAAUCGAUCCUGUGUGUGGAA
Molecule: messenger RNA, 3275 nt
Organism: Solenopsis invicta (red fire ant)
Lineage: Eukaryota; Metazoa; Arthropoda; Insecta; Hymenoptera; Formicidae
Exons: 6
Coding region: 288-2018 (576 amino acids)
Source: RefSeq, a predicted model, not a curated record